GGGCAGGUUAUAGUAGCGGGAUAAAGUUGAAUUUUGUCAGGUAAUCAUGGCUGGCGUUUUAGCAACUGAGAGAACUCUUCCUGGCUUUUCUUUCGAAAAUUGUAAAAGGAACUCCACCCUAUUGCAACAAGGAUUUAAACCUCCUACUGCCCAGAAGACUGGUACAACUAUUGUUGGAAUCGUAUACAGAGAUGGUGUUAUCCUUGGAGCUGAUACGAGAGCAACAGAAGGUAGCACAGUUGCUGAUAAGAAUUGCUCCAAAAUACAUUUCCUUGCUGACAACAUCUAUUGCUGUGGUGCUGGUACUGCUGCCGACACUGAAAUGACCACUAUGACAAUAAUGUCACAAUUGGAAUUACAUCGCCUUAAUACUGGGCGCCCAGUCAGAGUUUCUACUGCCAAGCAGCUUUUGAAACAACUUCUCUUCAGGUAUCAGGGGCACAUUGGAGCAGCUCUUGUAGUUGGUGGUGUUGACGUAACCGGACCUCUUCUUUAUUCUAUACAUCCUCAUGGCUCCUCUGAGUGCUUACCGUUUACAACUAUGGGCUCGGGAUCUCUUGCUGCUAUGACGGUACUCGAAUCAUCAUGGAAGCCCGAUUUGACGGAAGAAGAAGGUAAAGUAAUUGUCCGUAAUGCCAUUGCUGCUGGUAUAUUCAAUGACCUUGGUUCUGGAAGCAACGUGGACGUUUGCAUCAUCCGCAAAGGUUCUGUUGAUUAUAUUCGCCCCUUUGAUAUCGCUAAUCUAAAAGGACAGAAGCAAAAUAAUUAUCGCUUCCGUCGAGGCACUACAGGAGUUCUUUCAACUAGAAUAAUCCCUUUGGUGACAGAAUCAGAAGAAAUAAAGAAAACUGAAGUAGAAUCGAUGGAUACAUCUGCUUGAUCACUUUAUAUAAAGAACAUUAUUACAUUAUACUUAUAUUGUUUCUAUUUUAUCUUUCUAGAAGUGAAAAAUAAAUAAUAUUUCU
This is a messenger RNA of Nezara viridula (southern green stink bug), 965 nucleotides long. The record is from the annotation of a GenBank genome assembly. NCBI's taxonomy places the organism in Eukaryota, Metazoa, Arthropoda, Insecta, Hemiptera, Pentatomidae.